AUGGAGUCAGCCGCAGAUUUUCCACCGUUCCAGCAACGGUUAACGUCCAGUCUGGUGCAGAUGACGCGCACCGUUGGACAGCUCUCUGCAGAGGAUCUGAGUUUCCACCGGACUUCGAGCGCCGAAGUCUCGGAAUCCCUGGAUGAGCAGAGUGAUAGGAUUUUGUCGUUGACCUCGACGAUCCUCAAGGCUGCCACAGCCGGGACAGAUUUGCCCGCACCUGAGCUGCACGAUGAAGACUCUGUCGAAGACAACUGGCGGGGUGUUGUUGAUGUUAUCGAUGCGCUGCUAGAGAGGGCAGACGCCUGUCUCGACGAAUUUACGGGAGUCAUCAAGAAAUUGAGCCCGUCACAGCAGGAGCAGAGCGCAGCAAAAGCCGCCAAAAAGGCUUCCACCAAGUUCCCUUCCGUUUACGAUUUCGGCCCGUCGAAGAUCCCCAAGCCGCAAUUGUUGUUUCAGCGGCCUCCCGAUAACACCGAUGUUUCGCCUUUCAAACCCCUUCUUCGAAUCAAGCCUCACGCGAUUGUUCCGUUAGAGGAUUCGUUGAAGUUGACAGAUCCUGCGCAAGAUUAUAAGAAUCCGUACGAAACGGAGAUCCGCGCUGCCAAGUAUCCGGAAUCGACCUAUACCGUCUCUCCUCCGGUCGAGUACCAGCCGUUUGAGUCGACAGCUGCGACUUUCGUGGACACCUUGGAAGGAGUGAAGGAAAUGUUGAGCGAGCUCAAGUCGGCAAAAGAGAUUGCUAUUGAUUUGGAGCAUCACGAUGUGCACUCGUAUCAUGGCUUGGUGUCUCUGAUGCAGAUCAGCACUCGGGACAAGGAUUGGGUUGUUGACACGCUAAAACCUUGGAGAGAAGAGCUCCAGAUUCUCAAUGAGGUAUUUGCGGAUCCUGGGAUUCUCAAAGUCCUCCAUGGCUCGUCCAUGGAUAUCAUCUGGCUUCAGCGGGAUCUUGGCCUCUACGUUGUGGGCAUGUUUGAUACCUACCACGCCGCCUGUGCCUUGAACUACCCGAAACGGAGCUUGAAGUUCCUCCUUCAGAAGUUUGUCAACUUCGAAGCCGACAAGAGAUAUCAGAUGGCCGACUGGAGAAUCCGUCCUCUUCCGUCGGGAAUGUUUGACUAUGCCCGUUCCGAUACUCACUACCUCCUCUAUAUUUACGACCACCUACGUAACGAGCUGUUGGAGAACUCGACGCCUGACCACAAUCUCGUUGAUUAUGUACUGGAACAGUCAAAGAACGAAGCUUUACAACGUUACGAGCGCCCCGUUUACGACGCUGCCACGGGACAAGGGCAAGGCGGAUGGUAUGACUAUCUGUGCCGCAACCCUGCCGUUCUGAGCAAGGAACAGUUUGCCGUCUUCAAAGCAGUGCACCAAUGGCGCGAUGAGGUGGCAAGGGAAGAGGACGAGGGCGUUCAGUGCGUGUUCCCAAAGCACAUUCUUUUCAAGAUUGCCCAAGUCAUGCCCCUCGACCAGGGUACUUUGUUCCGGACAUUAUCUCCCGUGACGCCGAUCGCCAAGGAGCGAACAGCGGAUCUCCUGGAAGUUAUCAAGAAGGCGAAGAUUGAAGGAGCUACGGGACCAGAAUGGCGCGACGUCGUACGGCCAUUGAAAAUAACAGCAGCUCAAGCCGCAGAAAAGGGUCUCCCGUCGCCCCCCGCCGCCGAGGCGACUGAGUACCCUAUUGCAGCGCGCUACAAGUCUUCUCAAUUCUGGGGACCUGUCUUGGAAGUCCGGGAGCCGCUUACGCCCCCAGAGUAUUCUGCAAUCGCGUCUGCUGAGGCUCUUCGACUUUCUCUUCCCCUGCCGCCCAUGCCACGGACUGUAUCCGAAGCUCGCGAGAAGCUUGGCGAUACCAAACCAGUGCCGAAGCCUGCCGCAGCCCCUGCUCCAGCGCCAGAGGAAGACAGCAAAAAGAUAUUCACAGUCAAGGAGCUCGGCGGACCUCGCAAACGCAAAGCAGCAGCAGCCGAAGAAGCCGAAGCUGCGCCAUCGGCUGAGUUGGACGAGAUUAACCUGGAAACUGGAGAUGCCUUGGAGAAGCCGUCCAAGAAGCAGCGCCAGAAGAACAAGAAGAACAAGUCGCAAUCACAGACCGAAGGCGAUGCGCAAGACGAUGUACCGUUCAACUAUGAAGCUGCCGAGUCGGUAUUACACGCUCAGCCUGCGCAGGCAGCACCCAGCCGUGUCUCUAAGCGAUUCGCCCCAUACGCAAAGGCAAUGGAGGCGCCUGCAGGAGCCCGUAAGCACAAGAGAGAGAUCGCAGGGAAGCAGUUUACAUUCCGGUGA
Molecule: messenger RNA, 2289 nt
Organism: Aspergillus lentulus
Lineage: Eukaryota; Fungi; Ascomycota; Eurotiomycetes; Eurotiales; Aspergillaceae
Product: exosome nuclease subunit RRP6
Biological process (GO): nuclear polyadenylation-dependent snRNA catabolic process; nuclear polyadenylation-dependent snoRNA catabolic process; TRAMP-dependent tRNA surveillance pathway
Cellular component (GO): nuclear exosome (RNase complex); nucleolus
Molecular function (GO): 3'-5'-RNA exonuclease activity; nucleotide binding; single-stranded RNA binding
Source: RefSeq, a predicted model, not a curated record